ACACACUUUCACACUCAAACACACACUCCACCAACCAUGCAUAGAUCAUGCUCAUGUGACCACCAUUAUCAACCCAACUCAUUCUCCAUGCUUUUCACCAUGCCUCCUUACCAUCAACAUAUCUGUCCUUAUGCUUCUUCUUCUUCUUCUUCUUCUCCUUCUUCUUCAUCUGCUUCUGUUGAUUGUACUCUUUCUUUAGCUACACCUGCUUCGACUCGUUUAACCGCCGACAAUGACUAUGACUUGCCGGAAUCACGCCAUUCUUCUCGUUUCUGCUGGGACUUUUUACAGCCGGAUAACAGCCACUCGCCGGCUCCUCCUUCCCACAAAACUAACCGCAGCGGCGCAACAAACUCCUCCGCCGCUGACUCGCUGCUUUCCCGGAGAUGUGCUAACUGUGACACCACUUCUACUCCACUUUGGAGGAACGGUCCUCGAGGCCCUAAGUCGCUGUGCAAUGCGUGUGGGAUUAGAUUCAAGAAGGAAGAGAGGAGAGCGGCGGCGACGGCGACGACGGUGGUGGGUAGUGGUGGAGAUGCGACGGAAGGGUACAACCAGAACAGUUGGAUGCAAUCGACGCAGAAAAUGCCGUCAUGCUACUCGCCGGCGGCGGUGGGGAGCGAAUUUAGGUUUAGAGAUGAGGUGGACGACAGAGAUUCUACGUUUCUGUCGUGGCGUCUCAAUGUGACUGACAGAGCAGGGCUUGUGCAUGACUUUACACGUUACUAAAAAAUGAUGUGGGCCCACGUCGAGAUCCACAAUGAUGACGUGGAAAAUAGUAGUAGUUAUUAUUAUUUAGGUGGAGUAAAAUACUAUUUUAUAUUAUGUGUUUUUGUUU
Molecule: messenger RNA, 838 nt
Organism: Cynara cardunculus var. scolymus (artichoke)
Lineage: Eukaryota; Viridiplantae; Streptophyta; Magnoliopsida; Asterales; Asteraceae
Product: GATA transcription factor 19-like
Exons: 2
Coding region: 37-729 (230 amino acids)
Biological process (GO): flower development; regulation of DNA-templated transcription
Molecular function (GO): sequence-specific DNA binding; DNA-binding transcription factor activity; zinc ion binding
Source: RefSeq, a predicted model, not a curated record